Molecule: messenger RNA, 726 nt
Organism: Paraglomus brasilianum
Lineage: Eukaryota; Fungi; Glomeromycota; Glomeromycetes; Paraglomerales; Paraglomeraceae
Source: the annotation of a GenBank genome assembly
AUGCCGAAGAGAUUCAAAGGGGAAAAUACUAGGGUUACCAAAGCCAACGAGCGAAAAGCUGCUCAUCGGGCGGAAGUAAAUGCGAAGAGAUCAGCAGAGAAGGAGCGCCAGGAGGCAGCGGAAUGGGCAGUAGGCUCGAAGGGUACGUCGAAAAGAGAUCUCGAAAGGGCCAAAAAGGAAACUCAACUAGCUAAGAAAGCGGAAGCGGCAAGAUUGUUGGAACAGGAAGAAAAGGAUCUUUCAAGGAACAGACCUUUACUAAGGCCUACGAGGGUUUCUGGAGAGGAGAAAAUGGCAGCAAGAAGGGCGCAGAGAGUAGAGACUAUUUCUAACGAAAGACGAGAAAUUCCGACAUUCGCCGCCUCGAACAUUGAUGAUGCCUUAGAUCUGUUGUCUCUAGCUACAGAGUCUUCGAUUCCUGCUGGAAGUUCAACAGGGUCUGGAAGCAGUCUUGCUGCAUCUACUGUUAUAGACCGGCAUCCGGAGAGACGUUUUAAGGCUGCUCUUGCUGCCUAUGAGGAGCGUGAAAUGCCAAAUCUCAGAAAAGAGUAUCCUGGCUUACGACGUACACAAUUACGAGAUAUGCUGUACAAGAAUUUCCAGAGAUCUCCCGAGAAUCCGUUUAAUCAAGAUAAUGUAUUAAGGUAUAACGCGUCUAAAGAAGAGGAAGACAAGUUGAUUGAGACAACGAGACAGGAACUUGAGGAUCGGUUGAGAAUAGAUUGA